Molecule: messenger RNA, 3360 nt
Organism: Cloeon dipterum
Lineage: Eukaryota; Metazoa; Arthropoda; Insecta; Ephemeroptera; Baetidae
Product: longitudinals lacking protein, isoforms H/M/V-like
Exons: 5
Coding region: 289-1998 (569 amino acids)
Biological process (GO): regulation of transcription by RNA polymerase II
Cellular component (GO): nucleus
Molecular function (GO): protein binding
Source: RefSeq, a predicted model, not a curated record
UUAGACCCCAUAUCGGCUUGUGCUAUGCCGCAAAGGAUUUUUGUACAUAUUUAUUUGUUGGGACGUUGCAUUAUGCGCGUGAAAUACUAGUGCAAGUCGAUUUUUCUAGGGUAACCGGCCCAGGCGGCUAGCUAGCAUCGGCCAUUUUCACAAAAGAUGGCACUCCGGCAGUGUUGUUGUUGUGCCUUUCAUAUGGCCACUAUUUCAGUCCACCGGGGCAAUUUUUCCGCGGUCUAAUUGAAGCUCGAGUGUGUAAAUUUCAAAGGGAGCCUUCCAUUUGUCCGAUAAAUGAGCUUUUCAUCCUUAAGAUACGAGGCGAACAACACGCUCUGGACAAUGGCAGACGCCAUUAAACCUGCGCCGACCCGGUUCGUGGUGCAAUGGGAGGAACAUCCUGCCCAUUUGGCGUCCCGGCUCGGCCACCUGCUCGAAUCGCAGACGCUGGUGGACAUCACCCUCAUGUGCAACACUCACACCCUGCGAGUGCACCGCUGUGUGUUGGCCGCCUGUAGUCCCUAUUUCGAAAAUUUACUCCAGAACAUUGCACAACGGCAACUGUCGCAGCACCCCUUAAUUGUGCUUAAAGACAUGCAGUUCUCCGUUCUUAAGAGUAUGAUCGAGUUCAUGUAUUGUGGAGAAACCAACGUGACAGACGAGGACCUGGGCCCUCUGUUGCAAGCCGCGCGCUUUUUCCAAGUCAAAGGACUCUCAUCGAUGAGCAAAGAGGCUCUUGGCAUCACGAGUAAAACGACGAGACCGAAAGUGAACGGCGACGUCCAGAAGGAGACAGUCAAAGCAGCGCCCUCCAACGCAAACACCAAAGCUGCUUCCAAAGUUACGACACAGCUGGUGACGACGCCGUCGAAACAGCAGCAAAUCGUGGCCGACGAGUUCCGUGAGAGCCCGGGUCUCAAAGCAGCCGACUUGCUGCUUUCCCUGAAUAAACCUGUGGUUGCCGCAGAGCAAAAGCCGAUGAGUGCUGCCAGAGACUCGACACUUCAAUUGGUACCUAAUCAGGUUGGCAACGCCAGUCCGCUUUAUCAGGUCGGACCAAAGAAGAGAGGACGGCCUAUCAAACAGGACAUGGGUCUGAUGUACCAGGAGAAAAUCGCCGCCGACACGGACGUGGCCCUGCGGAAAGAGGCUGAGGCGAGCAAACGCGCUGUCGAGUCUCUGCAGAAGCAGAUGAACGAGGACGCCGAGAAGAAGGCAGCCUCGCCGCAGAAGACAGGCGGACUCGUGAUGAAGUCGACUCUGGUGCGCAUCCCGCCUAACCAGGCGUCUGCGGUGAAGAAGGGCGCGGCCGCAGUGGCCGCGGCCUCCGCCGCCCAGGCGCAGGCUGCGCAGCCCGUCGAGAAGGUUGUCGCCGCCGUGACGACCUCCUCCGCUGCCAGCAGUGCCGCCGCGGCCUCAGACGCCAGCAAAGAAGUGAAGAACGAAAAGCCGGACGAAAGCGACCAAAUUACCCUGCAACUCAACGAAGGCGAGGGCGGCACCGCCAUCAGCAACUACGAAGAGGUGCUGAAGGCUGCCGGCCUGCCCGCCGACAUGCCCAUUCUCAUGGACAGCGGAGACGGCAACUAUGUGCCCAUCAGCGAGGAGGUUCUCAUGAACAUGGUCAACAGCGGUGUCAUCCAGGUUCAAGAAGAAGGCGCCGAAGGGGGUGAAGUGAAGGAGUCUGGCGAGGAGGGCACCACACAGAUGAUCAUGACUGAGGGCGACAUGGGCCAGCAAAUAGUACAAUACAUUGACGACAACGGCGACCUGGUGGAAGGCGUGCUGGCCGUGGUGCAGGAGGGCGAGGAGGGCACCACCGUGGCGGUGACGCCGUCAGGCGAGGUGCUGCAGCUGCAAGCGGGCGAGGACGGUGAGAGUUUCCAGCUGGUCGAGCAGCAGGCCGAGGGCUCGCAGGACCAGGCCGAGGGCGAACUCAUCACGCCAGAGAUGAACGAGGACGACAGUGGCAUCCCUAAUAAGAAAAUGAAGCUUGACGAGUGAACGCGCACCGCCGGCAAGUCGGAUUUUAAUUUUCCCUUUUGGUUUGCGGCCGUUCCGGCGGUUAAUUUAUGAUUCACAUAAGCAUAACUAGAAAAUGAAUAAAUCGGAAUUGAUUGUUUUUUACGCAAAAUAAUGUCUCCGUUGAACAGAUUAGAAUAUUUUUGGACUUUUAAAUGUAUGCCACAAUUCUUAUUUAUACGGUUGAGUUUUUUUCUUCCCCUGUCUCUCCAUGGUUGGGGAAGAGCAACGUCGACGGGCCCACAGGGAAUCUCGCACAGUGAUGCCGAGAUUUGGGCUGACUCGAUUCAUUUUGCCGGGGCGAGAAAACCUAUGUAUAAAGUUUGAAAAUGAAGAAAAACCCUAGACUAUGGUAUGGUUUAGACUUACUGAUAAAUCAACAAAAACAUUUAACUACGAAUAACAAAUCCUUCACGUAAUUAGACCUGUGCGAAUGGCUUCACACACAACAUUUCCUACCGACUCUCGUAUGGUAUCGGGUGUAAUAGGUUUUUUAUUCAUUCAUCGAGCGGAUGUACUUUUUGAGAAGGGAAAAGAAAACUCGGCGACGGCUACGCUGAGCCUUUGUAUUUUUAAGAGACACAACAACACACAUGUCAAGCGCUAAGUAGUUUUAGUUUUUGGAGAGUGAAGCAUUCUUUGACGAAACUAAGAACACACAGAUUCUCAUUCUGUGAAUGGUUGUUACACAUCCCCAGCCGCGUUGUAAAUAAAAUAUUAUGAAUUAUCUCCUUUGAUUUGUGCGUUCGUGUGUUUGAUCAUCAUUACGUUCAAUCGAUUCUUAUCAUAAUUACUACGCAGCGUGAACGAGAGUUGAAAAUCUGUAAAAUUUUGGCAUGACUGCAACUUUUGCCUUGAUAAAUGUGUAAAUGCAUAUCCCCCGCGCCCACCCUCCCGCCCCUCAGGCCGUUUUCUCCAUUUUUUAUCCCCCCGUCAGUCCCUAGCCCCCUGAACAGUUUUAACGACUCUCAUUAGGAUCGCGUGCUGAGCGACCUGCACCACCGGGAAGGUGUGCAAAUCGGUCGUCGCGGCGCAGAAUAAAAAUUUUCCGCCUUUGCAGAAGUGCGUACUGUCUCGGGCCCGCCACCCGACGGCACCAGGUGCGGAAUCGAGGCCGCUGAAAGAAAAAUCAGACUCCUGGCAGCCUGCGGUGGCGGCCGAGGACGCCAUUGAAUUGGACAAAUUUGAAAAUGAAUUGAUAAUUAGAUUUUUUAUCGCAGCAGCAACAACAACUCUGGCGUCCAUAUUUUUUCUUUUUAUAAAAUCCGAAAUUGAAUAACUUGUAUCAGCUGUAAACCAUAAUUUGUGUUAAAUAAACUGUACCAAAAUAGACAAAAAAAGGAA